UCAAAGGUCGCAGCCUGCUUGGACUAGUUCCAAACCGAGUUACUGUCCGACGUUCGGCAAUUGAGCUAUCAGUGAACAUUGCACGCAAUUCAGUGGUCUUCACAAAGUGUUCGUCCUGCGAUCGAUAAUAAGCCCUCCCCCCCUUUUUCUCCAUCGUUGACGCAUUGAGAAGACGAGCGUGCGGGCUGACGAGGCCUCCAGCGGGUUAAUGAUUACAUGGGCUCUGUCUACCGCGCCUCAAGCGAGCGCAACUGAACUGAGCUUCAGCAGCAAUGUCAGGGAAGCGCGUGUGUGUGUCCGACUUCGAGGUGGACGCCAGGAAAGUUCUUCCUAAAGCUGUCUAUGACUAUUACAGCUCUGGAGCUGAGGAGCAGGUCACGCUGGCUGACAACCUGGCUGCCUUUAAGAGGUGGCGGCUGAUCCCUCGGGUGUUGAGGGACGUGUCCUCUGUGGAUCUGAGUGCGUCCGUGUUGGGCCACGAGCUCAGCAUGCCGCUGUGUGUCGCAGCCACUGCUAUGCAGAGGAUGGCUCAUCCGGAUGGGGAGGCAGCGACUGCAAGAGCGUGCCGAGCGGUGGGGACGGGGAUGAUGCUGAGUUCCUGGGCCACCGCCACCAUAGAGGAAGUGAUGUCGGCAACGGCGACCUCGCCAGGCGUCGGCGGCGUGCUGUGGCUGCAGCUCUACAUCUACAAGGACAGAGAGCUCACGCUCUCGCUGGUCCGCCGGGCAGAGGCGGCGGGCUACGAGGCCAUCUUCGUUACCGUGGAUACGCCACACCUGGGGAGGAGACUGGAGGACAUGCGGAACUGCUUUAAACUGCCCUCACAUCUGCGAUUGUCCAACUUCUCAACAGACUCCUUGGCUUUCUCUGAGGGAGACUUCGGCAGUGACAGCGCGCUGGCCGUUUAUGUCGCCAAAGCCAUCGAUCCCGCUCUGUGCUGGGACGAUAUUACCUGGCUGAAGAAAAACACACGCCUACCUGUUCUUGUGAAAGGAGUCCUAACUGGGGAGGAUGCUGCCAGGGCUGUGAACUACGGCGUCGAUGGCAUCUUGGUGUCCAACCAUGGAGCUCGACAGCUGGAUGGGGUUCCUGCCACGCUGGACGUGCUGGAGGAGGUUGUGGAGGCAGCAGCAGGUCGCUGCGAUGUCUACCUGGAUGGCGGAGUGAGGCGAGGGACCGACGUCCUGAAGGCGCUCGCCUUGGGAGCGAAGGCGGUCUUCAUCGGUCGGCCUGUGCUGUGGGGCCUCUCCUGUGAGGGGGAACAAGGUGUUAUUGCAGUUCUGCAACUUCUCAAAGAUGAGCUGACACUAGCUAUGGCCUUGGCAGGAUGUCGUUCCCUCUCAGAGGUGAGCAGAUCCUUGGUCAGGAGAGUGGAGAUGACAUCAAGAAUGUAACAUGGAUCACCAUUCUUGCAUAGCUGCUCUCUUGCCAUAUGCUGGUUGAAUUUAAAAUGGAAUUGUCAAACAAAUGCUGAAGUGGAAAUUGUACAUUGAUCUUUUUAAUUUAUAUGACUUUCCAACAAUACAGAAGAAUGGAAUUGAAGGUUUUCUUUCAGAUUGGUCAGUUAGCAAGUGAUUAUUCUGUGACAAACAUUCUUCUUAAGCAAAGACCAAGACCAAAACCUUGUUCUGAUUGAUUCCGACCUGACAUUCAACAUUCAUAUCAAAUCAAUGACUAAAACUGCCUUCUACCAUCUGAAGAACACAUCCGGAGUGAAGGCUUGCAUGUGUCAAGCAGACCAGGAGAAGCUCAUCUAUGCUUUUAGCUCAAGUAGACUUGACUAUUGUAAUGGUCUUCUGAAUGGACUCCCCCAAAAGAGCAUUAAACAGCUGCAGCUCAUUCAGAAUGCUGCGGCUCGGGUUCUGAUCACAACAAAGAAGUCAGAGCAUAUUACUCCAAUUCUAAAGUCUUUACACUGGCUUCCAGUCCGCUUUAGAAUCGAUUUAAAGUUCUGCUCCUGGUCUAUAAAUCACUAAAUGGUUUCGGUCUUGAAUACAUGAAAGAAACGCUAAUGGGAAAUAAACCCAGUCGGGCUCUGAGAUCGACCGACUCGGGUGAAAUAGUGGAGCACAGAGUCCAAAGCAAACGCGGUGAAGCAGCAUUUAGCUGUUGUGCUGCACACAAAUGGAAGAAGUUGCCAGCAGAAGUCACGUCAGCCCCAAGUGUGCACGUUUUCAAGUCCAGGGUAAAAAAACUUCUCUUUUCUCAUGCUUUUUAGAGCAUUUCCACUUUGAAAUGAUAUUUCUUGCACUCUAUGCUGUUUUAAUUGUACUCUUUGUUUGAAAUGUUUAGAAGCUGUUUUUUCCCCUUUUGUGUUUAAAAGCCUUUAAUCGUGUAAAGCACAUUGAGUUACCCCGUGUAUGAAAUAUAUAAUAUAUACGCUAUAGAAAUAAAUUUGCUUUGCUUUUACUGUGCAGCGAUAAAAUUA
This is a messenger RNA of Phyllopteryx taeniolatus (common seadragon), 2428 nucleotides long. RefSeq names its product hydroxyacid oxidase (glycolate oxidase) 1 (gene hao1). The record is from RefSeq and is a predicted model, not a curated record. Gene Ontology annotation, molecular function: oxidoreductase activity; FMN binding. Lineage: Eukaryota; Metazoa; Chordata; Actinopteri; Syngnathiformes; Syngnathidae. The transcript has 8 exons. The coding region runs from base 273 to 1394 and encodes 373 amino acids.